AUGCGUUUGAUCAAUAAUGUGAAAUGCAAAUUGCAAAAGUUGAGAGAUUCUGGAUGGGAUAUUUUACUUGAGGAUGUGAAGAAGUUUUGUAACACUCAUUCCAUUGAAAUAAUUAAUAUGACAGAUAACAUCAACAGCCGUAGUCACUUGAAGAGAGAUGGAAAAAAUAAGUUAGUGCGUCUAGCUCAUUUUUAUGAGGAUGAUUUUUCUUGGAAUGAGCAUAUGUUGGUUGAACAAGAGCUUGAAACAUAUAUUGAUGACGCCAGAUCAGAUGAACGAUUUGAAGGCAUUUCAGAUUUGGGAGCUCUUGCAAAGAAAAUGAUUGAAACAAUGAAGAACCGUGUAUUUCCUUUGGUUUAUCGGAUGAUUGAGCUAGCCUUACUUCUUCCAGUUGCUACUGCAACCGUUGAAAGAUUGUUUUCGACAAUGAAUAUUGUCAAAACAUAUUUGCGAAAUAGGAUUGGAGAUGAAUGGAUGAAUGAUAGUUUGGUAGUCUAUAUCAAGAAAGAUGUUUUUAAUACUGUCGACAAUGAGCCAAUUUUAUAG
Molecule: messenger RNA, 546 nt
Organism: Zingiber officinale
Lineage: Eukaryota; Viridiplantae; Streptophyta; Magnoliopsida; Zingiberales; Zingiberaceae
Exons: 2
Coding region: 1-546 (181 amino acids)
Molecular function (GO): protein dimerization activity
Source: RefSeq, a predicted model, not a curated record